Salvia hispanica is the source of this 1294-nucleotide messenger RNA. RefSeq names its product ethylene-responsive transcription factor RAP2-4-like. Gene Ontology annotation, cellular component: nucleus. Gene Ontology annotation, biological process: regulation of DNA-templated transcription. The record is from RefSeq and is a predicted model, not a curated record. Gene Ontology annotation, molecular function: DNA-binding transcription factor activity; sequence-specific DNA binding. NCBI's taxonomy places the organism in Eukaryota, Viridiplantae, Streptophyta, Magnoliopsida, Lamiales, Lamiaceae.
GUCAUGCCUAUAAAAGCACACCAUUGCACUAGAGUUGGAAAAUAAAAAUUCACCGAGUCUUAAUGCUUUAAGCGUUGAAACAAAAGAUUCAUUCUCAUCUCGCCCUAUCUUCCUAGAAUCUGAUCGUAUUUUUCUUGACUUCAUCAUAUCCCGAUUUCAGACUGUAUUUUCUUUAAAUCGGGGUGAUUUAGAACAGAUAUCACAUGUUAUUUGUGUAAAGGUUUCAUUUUUAUUCGUUACAAAACUGGUGUGAUCAAAAACUGUUUGAUCAAUUGCCUCAAUCAAAACUUUUUAACUCUGUUUUCAGCAAAAACAAUCUGAAUCAUCUCUUUUCUCGAUUCAAAUCCAUGGCGGCAGCUAUAGAUACAUAUAACUCCGGAAACAGUCAAGUUUUCUACGCAGAUUCCUGCAGAGAAGAGCUUAUGCAAGCACUCCAACCUUUUAUGAAAACUUCUCCUUCUCCUUCUCCAAACACUUUCUCCCAAAUCCUCCAAAAUCAGAGCCAAUUCUCGGGCUUCCUCGGGCCGAGGCCCGCCCCGAUGAAGCAGCCCCCGAAGCCCGCGAAGCUCUACCGAGGAGUGAGGCAGAGGCACUGGGGCAAAUGGGUCGCCGAAAUCCGACUCCCCAAAAACAGAACACGCCUCUGGCUCGGCACUUUCGACACGGCCCAGGAGGCCGCCUUGGCCUACGACAAGGCGGCCUUCAAGCUCCGAGGGGAAUUCGCGAGGCUGAAUUUCCCUCACCUCAAGCACCACGAAUUCAAACCCUUGCAUUCAUCAGUUGAUGCAAAGCUUCAAGCCAUUUGUGAUGGCUUGGCAGAGUCUCAGAAACAGGGGAAAACAGAGCAUAGCUGUGAUUUUUCGACAGAAACCGAUGCUUCCCGCCUCCUGCUGAGUGUGAAAUUGGAGGCCUCACCGUCCGAGGAGGUGUCGUCUCUCUCCCCGGAAUCGGACGCUGCUUUCUUGGACUUCUUCUCAGAGCCUUCUUUUGGUGAAUGUGAUAAUUUGCUUCUUGAGAAAUACCCCUCAGUUGAGAUAGAUUGGGCUUCUCUCUAAGGUUUGAGGAAAAUUAGUUUUUUUUUUUUUUGUUUAAAAGAUUUGUGGAAUUCUGCAAUGAAGUUUUUGGCAUGUGCAGAUUUUGUUCAUGAAUCUUAUUUUGUGUAAUAGUUCAAAAUGUAAGAUGAUCUCAAUCUUGGUCUGCAGGUGAAUUUUUUUCCAUGUAUGACCAUUUUUAGAUUUUGUUGCUUGUACCACCUCUUUUCUACUACUUAAUUAAGGAAACUUCCUUUGUAAAA